AUAUAGAAAUAUGAUAAAGAAAUUGUCUAUUGAAUAGAUCUCUGUUAUUAAAAUGUAACACAAUAUCUAUAUCUAUGAAGGGAGAAUAUAUAUCAACCCACGCAAUGUCUAUGUAUUGUAUAUAUAUAUACAUAGAAAUGUUAUUUGUAUAUACAUAACUAUCCAAAUACCUAACUAAUGACAUAAUUCACUGAUUAGUUUAAUGUCAUAAUCAUAAAUGUAUUCGAAUAAGAAUGUUUCAUAUUCACAAUAUAUAUGCAUAUAAAUAGAAAGAUAAUAACCCAGUGAUUACUAUUAAUAGUUUUAUAUGACUUAGCAACAACUGAUUGAUACAAUUUCUAUCUUCAUUUGAUUACAUAAUAUAAGUUUAGUUGUCACACCUACAUACACACACAUACAUACAUACACGCACGCACAGAAAAAACAGGGAGACAACAGAAUCCAAUGAACAAUUAUUUGAAUGAAAUAAAAUAUUGAAUAUAAUUAAAUUUCACUUGAAUCUAUCGAUGAAUAUUUUAUCAGUGUUCACUUGAUUUGUGUUGUUACUAAGGGGACAAUGAAUUAAGUCAUUAAUUCAUGGAAUUAAAUAUGACAACUCCUAAAAUGUAUACUGAUAUGAAUAUAGGGAAUCAAGCAAUGAAUAAUAAUAAUAAUACAAAUGUUACAUCAUUACUUGUUCGUGAACGUUUAAAAAAUUGUGUAUUAAAUAAACGUAAAAGUAAAGAACAAGCAAUUCAUUCAAAUGAGACAAUAUUGUUGAAUAUGGGUAUUAGUCAACAACAACAACAACAACAACAACCACAAACACAACCACCUCCACCACCACCACAGCAGCAACAACAACAACAAGGUGAUCAUAUCCUUGAUAAAGAUUUAAUGCAAAUGAAUCAAGAACAAUCUGUUAGUAAUAAUUGUUUAAUCAAUGAUCAUUUGAAUGGUAAAUCUAUACCACUUAGUAACCAAAACAGUACUCAUAGUAACAAUAAUAAUAAUAAUAAUAGUAAUAAUACUAAUGAUAGUAGUUGUAUUACACCAUUAACAAUAGAUGUUGAAAAUCUUUCAUCCCAUAAUCAAACAAUCACUAUGACAUCUUUACCAAUCAAUAUGAAGAAAUCUAAUAUAUUACAUCAUCAAAUGCAACAUUCUUAUUCAAAUCAUGAAACGGAUAUACAUUAUAUGGAUUUUCAAAAUUUACAUACAUCUGACAUGGAAACAAGUAAUUGUGAAAAACAUAUUGAACAACAUGAUCAUUCUAGUCAUGAUCAUGAUCAUGAUCAUCAUCAACAUCGUCAACAACCUAAUAAAUUAAUUGAUGAAAAUCUACGUAAAACAGUAUCAGAGCCAAGUUUAAAAAUGCGUAGUGGUUCUGGUGGUGUACAAAAAUCACGUUAUAAACCAGAUCGUCGUCAUUAUUAUCAUCAUCAUCAUCUUAAUCAUCAUAUUGGAAUGAAUACAGCAGCAGCAGCUGUAGCUGCAGCUGCAAUGACUGUUACUAAUGAUCCAUUAGCAAUGAUUGGAUUAUGGCCACAAUUAACAUCAGCAUUUCAACAUACAAAUUUAAUACAAAAAACAAUGAAUAAAAAACCAUCACAAGAUCUAAAUAAUAAUGAUAGUCAUGUAUCAUCAAUAGAUUCUGAUGAACGAUUAACAAAAUCCGAUAGGAAAUCUUUAACACAAUCUAUAUCACUUCGAUCAAAUACUACUAUACAAGAUGUCAUUUUAACCGAGUUUAUGAAACAAAAUCAAUUAAUCAAUAAUCAGGAAGUAUUAGAAACUAUGAAUACAUGUUGUACUAAUUCACAAGCAAUGAAUUCAUCUUAUUCAUCAUUUGGUACUACAACAAUCAAUCCAUCGAUAUUGAAUUCAACAAUGAUGAAUGGAUUUUGUGCAAGUUUACCAAAUUUAACAGCACAAUAUCAUCGUACAUCAUCAUCAUCCUCAUCAUCAUUACAAACAAAUCAUCAUCAUCAUCAUCAUCAUCAGAAUAAUAUAAAUAAUAAUAAUAAUAGAACAACGAAUACAACAAUACCGACACAUACAUCUACACCGACUACACAUCAUCUAAAUCAAUCAAGUUUUGAUUAUAAUGAAUUCAAUCAAAUUGAUACAACAAUGUCUGAUCUAAUCAAUGAUCAUCAAUCUAAUCCAAUUACACAAAUCAAUAAAUCAUUCUAUCAUCAUUUAUUACCAUAUUAUCGAUAUCAAUCAAUUGGUUUAAUUAGUCGAACUAGAUCAGCACCAUUAAGUUUAGCUACUAAUUCGAAUAUAACAAAUUAUCGAUCUAUACAAUUACAAAAUUUAAAUCAUGUACAUAAUUUAACUAAUUCAAUGAAUAAAUCAAUAUCUGUGACAUCAGCAGCAAAUUUAUUAGCUAUGGAAGCGGCUACAAUUAAUUAUGGGAAUCAACAAUCAAAUCAAUCAAUCAGAGAACAUAAUCAAUUCAAUGGAAUCAAUAAUAACAGUAAUAAUAACAGUAAUAAUAAUUUACAAUCAACUAUAGAUAAUGAAUUAUCAUCAAGAAGUAAAGUUGUUUUACAAUUACGUAAGAAAAUUCUAGAAAGAUCUGAAUUUUUAACAUCAGAUCGUUCAGGUGUAAACAUUUUGGAUGGUUCUAAUUCACCAAUUUCUCGAAUAAAUCAAACAAGUGGAUGUGGUAAUCCAUUAUUAGAGAGAACAGCUUCAAGUCCUGUAGUUAAUAUGGCUCCAACAAUACGAUCAGAAACUGUACCUUCAGGAAUAGAAUGUUUUGCUGGAGAAAGUCGAGAAGGAAAGAAUGAGAACAGGAACAAUGAAAUCUGAGACGAAUGACUGAUAUCUUCAAAUGAACUGUUUACUGUAUGAUUCUCAAAUGUUAUUAAUACAUUCGAUUGUUC
Messenger RNA from Schistosoma haematobium, 2873 nucleotides. RefSeq lists its product as uncharacterized. The transcript has 3 exons. NCBI's taxonomy places the organism in Eukaryota, Metazoa, Platyhelminthes, Trematoda, Strigeidida, Schistosomatidae. The record is from RefSeq and is a predicted model, not a curated record. Bases 577 to 2799 code for a protein of 740 amino acids.